GAAGCCAUAUAACACCAUCGUCCCAUUCACGGUUCACUUGGAAUGCGCUCCGCACCACAACUCUAUGUAGUAAGCACUUUCUCUCUCUCUCUCUCUCUCUCUCCUUAUUUGUCUCUCUUCCCUCCCUCUUUAACUCUCUGAUACACCGAGGACAGCGCGUCGUUGCCAUGGCACCGCCUCGCCUGAGUCAGUCCAGCGGUGUUAAAACGCGGUCAUUCUGCUGCUUUUGGUGCGUGAUGUUCAGUCAGCAUGUUGGCGCGCGCCGGCAGCUCUGAUUGGAUCUCCUGCGUGUGUGACUCCGGCGUGGACCGUCCCGGGAUAAGACUUGAGUGAGACGAAGCAUCGUGGAGGACGGUGGGAGACGCGUCGCACACCUGCGGCUGACUGGAGGGGAAAUAGAUGGAGGGACUCGGAGCUGACGCAUCCUACCGCUUCACCUCCUCUCGUGGUCCACGGGGGAGCGCGCUUGUAAGCUGAUUUGACCCGGCGGGGACGUUGAAUACCUCUCCGGGAUUAGAGAGGGUUACUGGGUGAACAACAAUGUCCCGCGGCUCGGUCCGGCACUCCCGGCUUUUGUUCGUGCGGCGGCGGACGCACGGUGCCUCCUCCCGGUCUCCCCCGGUUCAUCUCCAGUAAGCUGUAAAGCUCUGCUCCUUGUGUCUCCUCCUCGCCGCUUUCGCUCUGGUCAGCCACCCGGCGUUGGAGAGGAUAAUAUGACUUCCUGGCUGCGCACAUACGUCCCUCUGCGCCUCCUGCUCUGCUGCCUGACGGUCGCCCUGUGCGCAGAAGCCUCCAGCGCCGGUGCCAGUGUGUGUUGGUCGCCCAGCGUCACAUCUUGCACAGAUUGUCUCAGACGUGGACCACAGUGUGCCUGGUGUUUCAAGGAGGACUUUCUGAAUGGAGCAGGGCUGAGCCAACGCUGCGACCUGCCAGAGAACCUGCGCAGGAGAGGCUGUGGACCGGAGUUCACGGAGCAGUCGGAGACCAAGGUGGAGGUCAACGCCACCAUCAGCAGCACACAAGUGUCCCCACAAGACAUUAGCAUCAACCUCAGACCAGGUGCAGAGGCCAGUUUCAUAGUGUCUGUGAAGCAGCUGGAGCAUUAUCCAGUGGAUCUGUACUACUUGGUGGAUGUGUCGGCUUCUAUGCAGGAAAAUCUUGAUCAUCUGAAGACGGUGGGUGUAGCUCUGUCCCUUCGUAUGACGGAGCACUCCUCAGACCUUUGGCUUGGUUUUGGCUCAUUUGUGGACAAACCUGUCUCCCCUUACAUCAAUGUCCAUCCCUCUAAGAUCAGCAACCCCUGCAGUGAUUAUGAGAUCCGCUGUCGUCCAGCCCACGGCUUCCACCAUGUCCUUAGUAUGACUGGGAACAUGAGCGAGUUCACGCGUGUGAUCAAACGGCAGCGCAUCUCCGGUAACAUGGACACACCUGAAGGAGGACUCGACGCGAUGCUGCAAGCUGCCGUCUGCCAGAGGGCAGUAGGUUGGCGGCCGGAGGCAAAGCGUCUGUUGCUUCUGAUGACCGACCAACCGUCUCAUCUGGCUCUGGACAGCCGGCUGGCAGGGAUUGUAAGGCCUCACGACGGCCUGUGUCACCUAGAAAACAAUGUCUACACGGGGAGCACCAGAAUGGACCAUCCCAGUGUGGGCCAGUUGUCUGAUAAACUGCUUGAAAACCACAUCUAUUCCAUCUUUGCUGUGGAGAAGCAGCAGUACCAGUGGUAUGAGGAGUUGGUGUGCCUGCUCCCUGGCUCCUAUCUGGGGAAGUUAGGCCUCUUCCAGGCUCCAAACCUGAUAGAGCUGGUGGUGGAUGCAUACAAGAGGCUUCUGUCGGAGGUGGCGGUGUCAGUGUCAGUGGAGGACAAGGCAGUCAGCAGGUACUGGGUGUCUGUAUCUCCUAUCUGUCCUGAUGGAUCCACUGCUAAAGACCGGAGCUGCUCUGGGGUGCAACCAGACCAGACGGUCUAUUUCAACAUCACAAUUGGCCAGCACUCCUGUCCCAACGAUGGGGAGGAUGAAGAUAUCACAGUCAUGGUCCACCCUGUGGGUUACAAUGAGUCCACCGUCAUCAGGAUCCACUCGAAAUGUCGGUGCAGUUGUGGACUAAUGGGACGCUGCCAAGACGACAACCAGUCACCUUGCACAGGAACCCAAGAUGGUUCCCGUCAGAGACAGAGGCAGGAGCAAGGACUGAUGAAGGACUCAAACGCAGACCGGAACUGGAGCUGCAGAGCAGAUGGGUCUGACAUGGAGUGCAGCGGCCGAGGAGUGUGUGACUGUGGACGGUGUGUGUGUGAGCAGAGCAGACUGGGGACAGUAUACGGGAAAUACUGCGAGAUGGACGAUUUCUCCUGCCCUUAUGAAGGGGGGCUGCUGUGCGGAAGACGAGGUGUGUGUGUGUCAGGCGAGUGUGUGUGUGACGACGGCUGGACAGGUGAGAGCUGUGGCUGUCCCGUCUCCACUGCAACCUGUCAGUCACUGAACGGCUUGAUUUGCAGCGGGCGAGGCAGGUGUGUGUGUGGAAAGUGUGUGUGUGACGACCCCAAACACUCCGGGGACUUCUGUGAGAGAUGUCCUGCUUGUCAAAGCAGCUGCCAGUCGCACUGGAAGUGUGUUGACUGCCACCUCUCUCAUGGCCUCACACGAGAAGAGGUGGGACACUGCAACAACACCUGCACACCCUUGGUCGGAUACACAGAUGAUGUAGCAGGUCAAGCAGGGGAGAUGUGGAUUCAGUGUAUGUACAUCAGUAAGGACAGCUGUCGCUAUCGGUUUCAAACCAGCUCCCAGUCCGGUCGGACGCAGCUCCACAUCAGCACAAGACCAGAGUGCGUCAGCAGCGGCCGCCUGGUGGGAACUUUCCUUAGCGUGUGCGCCCUGACGGUGCUGUGCGGCCUGGUGGUGGUGGCCGUGUCCCGACUGCUGCUGCAGAAGAGGAGCUUGUCACCGGGGGGCGCUGCUGAGGACGGAGGCUACCACUGCACUGGAAAGGAUCUGUCAUACAUUCCUACAACCAAUGAGAAGACAGUAACCUACAGGAGGGACCGUCCACCCGACCGCCCCUUGGAGAUGCACAUCCAGGUUCCCAAGAUGCCCCUUGGUGACCCCUGGCAGUGCUAGGCGGAGGUCAAAAGGUAGUAGAGACACACAGAAGGCAAGCUGGACUAAAGACUUCUUUUCUUACCUCUCAACCUUCGUAAAACUUCAACCAGCUUGGAGACUCCGAUAAUGGAAUUGUAUUUGUAAAAAGAACAGACCAAACUCUCACAGACUGUGUGAAUAAUGUGGCCAGUAUCCUGGAAAUCCAACAAAGAGCACAAGCCCCCCACCUCUCCUUCCUCUGUAGCAGCAGGGAGGCUACUUCUUCUACAGGGUAAAAGGUGAUCAUUUCCCACUUUUUAGCCAUGCAGUGAUGACGCCACUAACUUAUGAGUGUGUGCGUGCGUGCGAGUGUGUGCGUGGUGCAAGUAGAUGCAUGUGUGCUUUCUAUUUAUAAUUUUACAUUGAAAACACUACAUGUGAUUGUGCAACACUCCAAGGAUCCAACUGUACUGUCUCCCUGUCUUAGUCUGCCCCCGUGUGGUCAGCGUGAUGUACGACAUUUUGUCUCGAAUAAUACACAUUACUGACCUCAGCUGUGCUGCCAUGGUACCAAUGACUCUGUAUGCCUUUUUUAUUUUUUGCUUUGAUCAGUCAUGUGUGGCAUACUUAGUCUUUUAGCGUUUUCAGAUGUUGCUUUGAUGCAUUUUGUUUUUGUUAACCAAUCAAUUGCGUUACAAAUGAUUUUGUGGCAUUUUUCUGUCAUCAUAAGUAAGAUUAUAGUUUCAUAUGAGAGGCUGUUGUUAAUAAUCUGGUUAGACUUGCACUAGAACAAUUGUUUUUGCAUUAUACUACUGAGAACUGUGGGGUCUUGGGGGCAGGAGAGUUGUAAAGAUGGGUUUGAAGUGAUCAGUUUGCUAUAUGUUGGGCAUUAUAAUGUAUUUAUAAGUGCAUUUGAAGCUAAUGUAACAAAUCCACUGGAACACUGGAAUAACAAAGGAGGGAGAUUCAUAUUUAAAAUACUGACGUACUAACAAUUAAUGGCAAAUGUAUCAUGAAACACCUGAACAUGUGACCUCUACAUCAGAACUGUGUGUCUGCAUGCACCUGCUGAUCAUCCCAGAGCCAAUUAUACAGACUUUGUGGACGAGUUUAGACUGAGAAACGGUACAAACCAGCUCUGAAGGUACUGAGAUCAGAGGUGGAAUUUAACUCCUCACACUCCUCACACACUAGAUCUCCUGAAUCCAGACUGCCAGUUGCAUGGCAUGUUGUAAGGCUUUCGCUUUCCCAGUCCUGUUCCUUUUUUUGAUUUUUAUUUAACACGUUGUUUACAGCAGUAGCUGCUCUAUUUUACUGUAAGUUUUGAACACUAAUGAUUAUUUAUUGUGAUUCUGUUCUAUUCUCUUUUUUAUUUGAUAUGUUCAUUGUACUAUUUUACAAGAAGGCUAUAUGAGAUAGAGAUAGUGAGUGCUGUGGGUGGUCUCUGUCUCUAACUAUGAGAUUAAUUCAGCAAUAAGGUAUUAAUCAUCUCAUCUAACCGGGCAUUGAGUUCGGAGUAACAACAGCACUUUUUAAAAUGUAGUUUUGCUGUCAAUCAAUGUGACUAUUGUGUAGCAUGACUGUUUUCAUCACAAUAAAAAUGUGCAAGAUUUUUUAAA
This is a messenger RNA of Amphiprion ocellaris (clown anemonefish), 4699 nucleotides long. RefSeq names its product integrin, beta 8 (gene itgb8). NCBI's taxonomy places the organism in Eukaryota, Metazoa, Chordata, Actinopteri, Pomacentridae. Gene Ontology annotation, molecular function: integrin binding. The coding region runs from base 714 to 3119 and encodes 801 amino acids. Gene Ontology annotation, cellular component: focal adhesion; cell surface; integrin complex. The record is from RefSeq and is a predicted model, not a curated record. Gene Ontology annotation, biological process: cell adhesion mediated by integrin; cell migration; integrin-mediated signaling pathway. The transcript has 16 exons.